Yamadazyma tenuis ATCC 10573 is the source of this 1073-nucleotide messenger RNA. It is a transcript of the gene APS3, whose product is annotated as Aps3p. The record is from RefSeq and is a predicted model, not a curated record. Gene Ontology annotation, biological process: intracellular protein transport; Golgi to vacuole transport. Lineage: Eukaryota; Fungi; Ascomycota; Pichiomycetes; Serinales; Debaryomycetaceae. Gene Ontology annotation, cellular component: AP-3 adaptor complex; intracellular membrane-bounded organelle; membrane coat.
GCGCAAAACUCCAACUCGAACCAACAUGAUUCACUCGGUGCUAAUAUUCAACAACGACGGGCUUCCGCGGCUCAUGAAGUUCUACACGCCGGUUGAUAUCCCCACGCAACGGCUUCUUCUCCAGCAGGUGUUUCAGCUUAUCAAGGUGCGCAGUGACCAGGAGUGCUCCUUCUUGACUCUGCCGUCACUCCUUGAAGACGCCGACGACAUCAAGGUGAUCUAUCGUCACUACGCCACCCUUUACUUUGUGUUUAUUGUGGACGACCAGGAGUCGGAGCUCGGAAUCUUGGAUUUGAUCCAGGUGUUUGUGGAGUGUCUUGACAAGUGUUUUUCUAAUGUUUGUGAAUUGGACUUGGUGUUUGGAUGGCAGGUGUUGCAGACGGUGUUGGAGGAGAUUGUGCAGGGGGGGAUGGUAAUCGACACCAACAUAGGGAGAAUAGUGGCGGCGGUGGACGAUGCCAACAGUCAGAAGAGUGGAGGAGGUAUGAGGUUUUUGGGGGAACGGUCGUUUGGCUACUGGCGGGGCCAGUAGCACCAUGGUACCAGCACACCAGAGUCCACCAAUGUCCUCCCAUUAGUUCAUCAUUUAGCAUAUGUACAUUAUUUACAGUAUACACCUUAUCUCGUUCACGGUCACCACCGCCACCACCGCUUCUUCGCCAACAACUUCUCGGUCUCCGCCAACUCCUCGGUGGACUUAUCAAUCUGUUCUCGCUGGUAGGCCAAAGCCUCCUGUUUCUCAAACACCUUCACAUCCACCAACUUAGGGUCGAGUCCACGGGUGUCCUUUUCAAACGGUGACUUGAUCUUUCCCGUCUUCCACACCGGGUCACUGGACUGGCUGGUUUCACGCACGAUUUUCAUGAGCUCUUGUUGUUCCUGUUGUCUGAACAGACGGUUCUUUUCGUAGUCGGCUCUGAUCUCAGGCGAGAAGCGCGAAAUGAGCUGUUCUUCGGUGGGAGUCGUGUACUUAAAGAGCACUACGCCCAACAAGAUCACGGCGUUCCCGUAUAUUCCUGCUCGCAAAACCUUCUUCCAUCUGGGAGGAUUAACGUCCAUUGUAUAGUGAGAAU